AAAUAAAUCCAGUCAGUUAUAGAAGAUCAGGAGGUGGUAUCCACGGAUUAAUGUGUAGAGCUUGUGAUAGCUAAUAAUUACCCAAAAAAAAAAAAGAAUAUUUUAAGAAAAAAUAGAUUUCAAGUGCAGAUUCGCAUCCGCGUUUUCUUCUUCCACUCUCUCUCACGCACUCUCUCGCUGUCCUCUGUGUCGUUUCUCUGCUUUUUUAGGGUUUCAAAUCGCCGUUUCCCUCGUCGGGAAUAUCCUUUCUUGCAGGUACAAUAUGGCAAUGGAAGUUACCCAGGUGCUUUUGAAUGCACAAUCGAUAGAUGGAAAUGUGCGUAAACAUGCAGAAGAAAGCUUAAAACAGUUCCAGGAGCAAAAUCUCUCUAGUUUUUUGCUAUCACUCUCUAGUGAGCUUGCAAAUGAUGAGAAAUCUGUAGAUAGCCGCAAAUUAGGUGGUUUAAUACUUAAAAAUGCAUUGGAUGCCAAGGAACAACAUAGAAAGCUUGAGCUUGUUCAAAGAUGGUUGUCACUGGCUAACAAUGUAAAAAGCCAAAUCAAGGCAUGUUUGUUAAAGACUCUUUCUUCUCCUGUUGCUGAUGCUCGGUCAACUGCUUCUCAAGUAAUUGCCAAGAUUGCAGGUAUUGAAUUACCUCAUAAACAAUGGCCUGAGCUGAUAGGAUCGCUUUUAUCAAAUAUUCACCAGCUACCUGGACAUGUCAGGCAAGCCACUUUAGAGACUCUUGGAUAUUUGUGUGAGGAAGUCUCUUCUGAUGUUGUAGAUCAAGAUCAAGUGAAUAAAAUUCUUACAGCUGUUGUUCAGGGUAUGAAUGCAUCUGAAGGAAACAAUGAUGUUAGGCUUGCGGCAACUCGGGCACUGUACAAUGCACUAGGCUUUGCACAAGCAAAUUUUACCAAUGAUAUGGAGCGUGAUUAUAUCAUGAGAGUUAUCUGUGAGGCAACAUUGUGUCCAGAAGUGAAGAUACGGCAGGCUGCUUUUGAGUGUUUGGUCUCUAUUUCAUCAUCUUACUAUGAGAAAUUAGCUCCUUAUAUCCAGGACAUCUUUAGCAUCACAGCUAAGGCUGUGAGGGAAGAUGAGGAACCUGUGGCUCUUCAAGCAAUUGAGUUUUGGAGUUCAAUUUGUGAUGAGGAGAUUGACAUAUUGGAAGAAUAUGGAGGUGAUUUCACUGGAGACUCUGAUAUUCCUUGCUUUUAUUUUAUUAAGCAGGCACUCCCUGCUCUUGUUCCAAUGCUGUUGGAGACACUCCUAAAGCAAGAGGAGGAUCAGGAUCAGGACGAAGGGGCUUGGAACAUUGCAAUGGCUGGAGGUACAUGUCUUGGUUUGGUUGCACGAACUGUGGGAGAUGAUAUUGUUCCACUUGUCAUGCCAUUUAUUGAAGAAAAUAUUACAAAACCAGAUUGGAGGCAGAGAGAGGCAGCAACUUAUGCCUUUGGCUCGAUAUUGGAAGGUCCUUCCCCUGACAAGUUAAUCCCUAUUGUUAAUGUUGCCUUGAAUUUCAUGCUCAGUGCUUUGACAAAGGAUCCAAAUAACCAUGUCAAGGACACUACUGCAUGGACCCUUGGACGGAUCUUUGAAUUUCUUCAUGGCUCAACCAUGGAUGCACCCAUAAUUACUCAGGCAAAUUGCCAACAGAUCAUCACUGUACUGCUUCAGAGCAUGAAAGAUGCUUCAAAUGUAGCAGAGAAGGCAUGUGGUGCCCUUUAUUUUCUUGCCCAGGGUUAUGAAGAGGUGGGCCCAUCAUCUCCUCUGACUCCAUACUUCCAGGAAAUUGUUCAGGCACUUCUCACUGUUACUCAUAGAGAGGAUGCUGGGGAAUCUCGGCUGAGGACUGCUGCUUAUGAAACAUUAAAUGAAGUGGUGAGGUGCUCAACCGAUGAAACAGCACCCAUGGUUUUGCAAUUAGUCCCUGUAAUUAUGAUGGAGCUUCAUAAUACUCUUGAGGGCCAGAAGCUCUCAUCUGAUGAGAGAGAGAAGCAAAGUGAAUUACAAGGACUUCUAUGUGGAUGUUUACAGGUUAUAAUUCAGAAGCUGGGGUCAUCAGAGCCAACCAAGUAUGUGUUCAUGCAGUAUGCAGAUCAGAUAAUGGGACUCUUCCUGAGGAUUUUUGCUUGUAGAAGUGCUGCCAUGCAUGAGGAGGCUAUGCUUGCCAUUGGAUCCCUUGCCUAUGCAAUGGGCCUGGAUUUUGCAAAAUAUAUGCUGGAGUUUUAUAAGUAUUUGGAGAUGGGUCUUCAAAAUUUUGAGGAGUACCAAGUUUGUGCUGUCACAGUUGGUGUUGUCGGUGAUAUUUGCAGGGCAUUGGAGGAUAAAAUUUUGCCAUAUUGUGAUGGGAUUAUGACACAGCUUCUCAAAGAUUUAUCAAGCAGCCAGUUGCACAGGUCUGUGAAGCCUCCCAUUUUCUCAUGCUUUGGUGACAUUGCACUAGCUAUAGGUGAGAAUUUUGAGAAGUACUUGAUGUAUGCGAUGCCCAUGCUCCAAAGUGCUGCAGAUUUAUCUGCCCAUACAGCUGGUGCUGAUGAUGAAAUGACUGAGUACGCAAAUUCAUUGAGAAAUGGGAUUUUGGAGGCGUAUUCAGGGAUUCUUCAAGGGUUUAAGAACUCUCCUAAAACUCAGCUUUUGAUUCCUUAUGCACCACACAUCCUUCAGUUCUUGGAUAGUAUAUAUAUGGAGAAGGAUAUGGAUGAUGUAGUAAUGAAAACUGCCAUUGGGGUCCUUGGAGAUUUAGCAGAUACAUUGGGAAGCAAUGCUGGUUCUUUAAUACAGCAGUCUCUUUCUAGCAAAGACUUUUUAAAUGAAUGUUUGUCUUCUGAAGACCAUAUGAUUAAGGAAUCUGCUGAAUGGGCCAAGUUGGCCAUAAGUCGUGCCAUUUCUGUUUGAAGUUGUUGCGAUUUGGCAUGCUCUUUCCUUUUACAAGUCCCUGCAUACAUUUGGGUGUAUUGAGUCGGGGUCCAUGGUUGCAUCUGUGUCAUGUCAUCUGCCAUUUUUGGAUAACAAAGUUAUCAGUCUUCAGGUUGUCACUAACUCUUGCAUCAGCACCAUAGGGUUGGGAAUUGGGUAGUGAUUACUUUGUGGAUGUAGGUGAAGGCAUGUGUUAAAAGCUCCAGGGAAUAUCAGUUAGAGCUCAGAAUUGGGUCAAGCGAGGGGGAGAUAAUUUUUAUUUGCUGAAUAUACAAGUAAGGAAGCAUCUUGUCAUUUGCUAUUUAUUGAUCUUUGUCAUGUUUGAGACCUGUCAUGCUGUUCUGGUGGUAAUCUCGAAGGUUUUUGAAGUUGAUUACUGCAGUGAUAGGUUGAAGUUUAGUGACACUUGAAGAUGAAACAUGUGCCACAUUUACCACAUUUCAUUCCUGAUUUUGUGCCCCCUUUUUUUUUUUUGGGUCUUUUCUAUCAUUCAUUUCAUAUAAUUUCAUCAUGUCUGUCAUGGUCGGGCUGUACUUUUAACUGCUGCACUUUUGGUAUACUUGGUUGGGGGGCCUUUAACAUAUAUUAUUGAGGGUAUUGCAUCCUGCAUUGCAUUUUUUAUUUUUAUUUUUUAAUGUUUUUAUAGGUCUCAAGUCAGUAACAUACCUUGCAUUUAAUCAAUUAAAUACCGUUUUUUUCCCCCUCUUCAAAAUAUGGGUUUCCUUGUUUUUCCUAGAAUGUGUAAUAUUUUCGUUAAAUCUCUGCUUGUAGAGAACAGUUACAUUGGAAUGUCAUGAGUUGUGUUGACAUUGUAGGGAUUGGAUGGAGAAAUGAACAUCAGAUGAAGUGGGAUUAAGUACAAUUGUAUUUUUAUUGUCAGGUCUUUGAAAAAACAGUACGGCUUUUUGACAUUUCUUUCCGGGGUGUCUCCUUGUUUAACGGUGUGUUUGUGUAUGCUAGUGUGGGAGAGAUUGAGAGACUUGUACUUUGAUUGGGAGGAAUUUUUAGAGGUAAAGUAUACAUUUUUAAAGA
Messenger RNA from Hevea brasiliensis (rubber tree), 3931 nucleotides. RefSeq names its product importin subunit beta-1. Bases 263 to 2878 code for a protein of 871 amino acids. Gene Ontology annotation, molecular function: small GTPase binding; nuclear import signal receptor activity. Lineage: Eukaryota; Viridiplantae; Streptophyta; Magnoliopsida; Malpighiales; Euphorbiaceae. The transcript is spliced from 3 exons. The record is from RefSeq and is a predicted model, not a curated record. Gene Ontology annotation, cellular component: nucleus; cytoplasm. Gene Ontology annotation, biological process: protein import into nucleus.